Messenger RNA from Gambusia affinis (western mosquitofish), 2035 nucleotides. RefSeq names its product proline rich membrane anchor 1 (gene prima1). The record is from RefSeq and is a predicted model, not a curated record. Lineage: Eukaryota; Metazoa; Chordata; Actinopteri; Cyprinodontiformes; Poeciliidae. The coding region runs from base 15 to 674 and encodes 219 amino acids. The transcript has 4 exons.
AGCUCGCCUGUCCUAUGCGAUCGACAACGGGAUGUGAAGAGGAAAAUGAUUGGGGCAUAAACUAUUCCCGGAGACGCCUGUCACAGCUACAGCCGCUGAAGUGGAAAGGGUGGAUGGUUAUUUCGCAAACACUUCAAGCCUAUGUAUACUACUGCAUUCAUUUGUUGGAAACGCUUCCUAGUAUCUUCGAGAACAGCGCAGGAGGAAUGCUGCUCCGAGAUCUGAUGCCAUUUACUUUAAGUUUUUGGCCUUUUUUCAUCGCUCACUGCCUCCUGUCACAGCUUUUACUCUCAUGCAAGGGAGAGAUCCAGAGGUCAUGCUCGUGGACGGUGGCGGAGAAAGUUGGCGAACAGUGCCAGGUGGCGUGCCACUGUAGGAGAUACCCUCCCCUCCCUCCGCCUCCGCCUCCUCCACCGCCUCCUCGGCUUCUGGGAACCACAGUGGCAGAGCCCAUGGUGCCGUUGUUGAGGCCCUGGUGGAGGGAAGUGGACGUUAUAGUGCUUGGGACAGUGAGCUGUGCCUCAGUCGUCUUCCUCCUGUCUGCCAUCAUCAUCUGCUACAAGGCUAUCAAAAGGAAACCACUGCGAAAGGAGGAGAACGGGACGAGUCGCGGGGAGUACGCCAUGAGCAUCCGCAACAAGAAGGCCAUGGGUACAAACAACACUGUGGUAUAGACUUUUUCCUGGUCCAGGAAGUAAACACCAUCAUGUCUACAUCAUGUCUCCUGAAAACAACAGACCCUUUCUAACCUUUAGCGCAACAUGAGUUCACCAGAAGCUUUCAGACAGGUAAACCUCUCCUUUUUGUUUGGCAUUUAGCCCGGACUGACAAUGCCCUUUCGCUCAAGAGGAGCUGAAAAAAGACGGAAAGCAGAGCAAAAUCGGAGCAGAAAAGACAGAGAGACAGGAUCCACAACUCCCUGUGGUGUCAAAAGCAGCACAGCAGACCGGGCAUUAUGCUUUUAGUAACAGCAAGUGUUGCUGACAGGCUGGUUGGCUGCAGGCUGGAGAGGAGCUGUCUGCCAGUCUGCAGCAGAUCCAGACCUCACGCACUGUUGACGUCUGCAGCGAGACAACGGGCAAUCAGACGGGGCAACCAACAACAUGCAUGAUGUUUUUACAGAGAAUGAAAGAUUUUUAUAUAAUCCUCCUCUCUGUCACGGUGUCCACCUUUUGUUCUCCGUUUUACCACAUGCUUUGUGAAAGGCAGGAUCUGCCUCUGAGAUGUGGAUUCAUCUGACUAUGCAAUAUAAAGAAAUUUAUAUUUAACAGAAAAGAAGAGCAGCAACAUCAACACGGGACUUCCUGGUUGUUUUACCACGCCAAAAAAAGAGACUUCUGUUCCCUGUAAUAUAUUUUAAGUCAUUCAUUUAUUUAUUUUAUUUAACUAUCUUCAAAUUUAUUUUUAUACUUAAAGAAAACUGUCCUGUAAUUUACACACAUGCUUACAAAUCUUGGACAUUUUGAGGAAUUUGUUUUUUUUCUUGAUUGCUCUGUUUUUUUAAGCAAAUAAUUUGUAAACUAUGUUAAUCACUAGUGAUCUUCCUGCUGAGACUCUGGUUUUUCUCUCUGGGUGUUGAGAUACAGACAAGGAAAGAAGAAGUGAGGUCCCUGCUUACAUUGGAUUUAUAAGGGAAAUUAGCAGCCAGGUGCUGCUGAUCAUACUGUUCUACACUGCAAAAACAGAAAAUCUUACCAAGUAAUUUUGGUCUAGUUUCUAUCAAAUAUCUUAGUGCACCUGAAAUAAGACAAUACUAACUUGCAAAAAGCUUUUCAGUAUAAAAUACAGGCUUAUUUUAAGUUAGUAUUUAUUUAAUAUUGAUGAAAAAGUGCUAGUUCUGGCAGAUUAUUUCACUGAUGACACUGGAAAAACGUAUUGUUAUAACUUGCAAACACAACUGCAUAUCUGCAAAAGAAUGCCUGAAAAAUAAGAAGAAUCGAGGUUUCACAAUGGCUAAGUCAAAUCCCCGUCUUCAGCCUUUUUGAAAGGUUAGUUGGGAAUUUCAGAGAGGGUUGCAGUAAUAAGACGGAAAGGA